Toxotes jaculatrix (banded archerfish) is the source of this 3726-nucleotide messenger RNA. RefSeq names its product tropomodulin 1 (gene tmod1). The record is from RefSeq and is a predicted model, not a curated record. The transcript is spliced from 13 exons. Lineage: Eukaryota; Metazoa; Chordata; Actinopteri; Toxotidae. The coding region runs from base 467 to 1600 and encodes 377 amino acids. Gene Ontology annotation, molecular function: tropomyosin binding. Gene Ontology annotation, biological process: pointed-end actin filament capping; myofibril assembly; muscle contraction. Gene Ontology annotation, cellular component: myofibril; striated muscle thin filament.
GCGGCAGCACGUAUGCCGAGCAUUUGGUGUUGUGACCCACAAAUGUUCCGCUACAGCUCACCCAUCAUCAGUCAUCUAAUCCCACAGCCAAGACUCUGUCCUGCCAUAUAGAGAGUUAGAGUGAGACAAACAGAUCUAGAGUUUCUCCACGCUGCCAACUGAGAAAGAAAGCAUGAGAAAAACACAUUUCUGCACAAGAUAUUUGGUUUAUCCGGAGUUGACCUUUAUCCUUUUCUGCAGAGUGCUUUGAGAGGAAAAGCAGAGCUGCAUUCUGACACUGCUUCAUAGCAGGUCUCUCUCUGUUUCCCAGGAGCGCUACAGGCACUUGGCUGCCUUUGCUGUUAUUUUGCCCCUGAGCUGGGGGGGUCAUUGAGAUAUCAUUUUGUCUCAAACCCCAGGGUCUUCCAGGCUCCGGAUCUACGUUUUGUCUUUCGCGUGGAGGGGUUGGAAAGGUGAGCUGUCCAUCAUGUCGGUGUUGAAGAAGGAGAUGGAGAAGUACAGGGACAUAGAUGAGGACGAGCUGCUGAAGAAACUCUCAGACGAGGAGCUGCAGCGGUUAGAGGAUGAAUUAGAGGAGCUGGAUCCUGAUAAUGCUUUGUUGCCAGCUGGGUUGCGGCAGAAGGACCAGACUAAGAAAGCUCCGACAGGAACGUUUCAGAGAGAUAACCUCCUGGCUCAUCUGGAGAAACAAGCCAAAGAGCAUCCUGACAGAGAAGACCUAGUGCCCUUCACGGGGGAGAAGAGAGGGAAAGCCUGGGUGCCUAAAAAGAGGGUGGACCCUAUCAUAGAGAGCGUGACUCUGGAGCCAGAGCUAGAAGAAGCCCUAGCUAGUGCUACUGAUGCUGAACUGUGUGAUAUUGCAGCCAUCCUGGGCAUGCACACCCUGAUGAGUAACCAGCAGUACUACGAAGCCCUGGCCAGCAGCACCAUAGUCAACAAACAAGGCCUCAACAGUGUGAUCCAGUGCACCCAGUAUAAACCAGUCCCUGAUGAGGAGCCCAACUCCACCGAUGUAGAAGAGACCCUUUUGAGAGUGAAGAGGAACGACCCUGACCUAGUUGAAGUCAACCUCAACAACAUUAGGAACAUCCCCAUCCCGACUCUGAAGGCGUACGCUGAGGCUCUGAUGAAGAACACUGUGGUGGAGAGGUUCAGUAUCGUAGGAACCAGAAGCAAUGACCCCGUAGCGUUUGCCCUGGCAGAGAUGCUGAAGGUGAACACGACGCUGAAGAGCCUGAAUGUUGAGUCCAACUUCAUCACAGGGACUGGAAUCCUGGCCCUCAUAGAGUCACUGCAGAAUAACAGCACGCUACUGGAGCUCAAGAUAGACAAUCAGAGUCAACCGCUAGGCAACAAGGUGGAAAUGGAGAUAGCCAGCAUGCUGGAGAAAAACACCACGCUGUUGAAGUUCGGCUACCAUUUCACCCAGCAGGGCCCACGCCUCCGAGGCUCUAACGCCAUGAUGAACAACAACGACCUGGCCCGGGUCGUCAGGUCAGAGUCGGACGGCUCCUUCACCCUCACUCUGUCUGUCCCUGAGCUGGAGAGAGCCUUCGGGAAAAAGUUCAAGUCCAAGACUAAUAAGAAAGAGAAGGCUUGAGGGAGGACCAAUCUUCCCUAAGUGUCGGACGAAUGUGUAGAAACCAGGGUUAUCCUUCAAUUUCCUGUUCCCCCUCGAGCCCCAUCAUUUUUCCGGAACCUGGUCUCGUAAACCCUCUUCAGCCUCACAACGUACCCAGAGGACCAUGACCACCACGUCAGGUUCAGCUGUUUAGGGUUUGGAGAAAAACUUUUUGUUUUCUAGACUUUUUUAAUAGAUAUUAGAGGAUCCAAUGCAGUGUCCUGAGCUUUCAGUGCAUGCAAAAAGUCAGAUUGGUACAAUGUUUUUUGUGCUCUGAAUCUGUAUUUUGACCUGGGUUCUAGGCUGCCAGCCAUAGCUUACUCUGUCAUCUUGAAUCCUUUAAAAUCUCAUGAAGUGUCUGGAUUGUACAGUAAAAGGGGGGGAAGUUUGGUUUUGAGUGAGGGCCGAUUUGAAAGGUGAUGGGCCACUUUUAGCAACCCCUUUUCCUAUUGAGUUGAAUGAAUUAUCAUUAUUAUUAUUAUUAUGCUGUAAAUGAUUGUGCUGUCAUUACUGUUGUUCCCAACAGUUUCGGAUGCUGUUUCAAGGUCGGCAUACAAGGUAUUUUCUACAAAUUACACACUAAAGACAACGGCCCGUUUUAAUUUGACCGACAAAAUAAAAACAAAACAAUGAGUAAUACUGUAAUGUCACAUUUUAACCAGGUCAUGAAAAUCUGAUGUUAUAGACUUUUUUUUCCUAUUCGGUCCAAACAGUAUUUUUGUGACUCGCUGUCCUCAGUAGCAAUGCAGAUUCUUCAGUAACAGACAGAUUUAUAAACCUGGGUACUGUGAGAUUUGUUGCUAUAUACAGGAUAUAUUUAUUUGUGACAGACCUGGGAAAGAGUCAGAAUCCAUUCAGAUGCUUGACUGCUUACUACUUUACUACUUACUACUAUAACUUGGAUCGAUUGUGCUGGAUAAUGUUAAUAACAAGUGUAAAGCAUGUUGCUGUAAAUGAAAAUGUACACUCUAAUUACACAUUACACUGUUACAAUAUCCACCAAUUCAAGUUUUAUUCACUGAAAUCAGAUAUUCUAUGAACCCACUAUAAAACAUCCAACAAACACCAUUUUGUUAAUAACCGACAAGUAUUUGAAUGUAUUUCUGCUACACUUUCAACCAGGUCUGGUUUGUUGAUUUUUGUGUUUGUUUAUUUUUAUUUACUGGAGCUAAAAAUUAAGUGUGUUUUAAUAUGAAAUGGUUGGUACUGUUGAUUUACUGUUUAUUACAGGUUUCACAUGAACGCCUCAAUCCAGGUUUGGAGUAUUUCAGUCAGACACAGAUUUAAAAACACAGGGAACCUCUAAUGUCUUCACAGCUGUCAGGUUUUACAGAUGCAUUUUAUUUAAAGAAGGAAAUGGGAAACAGACAAUUUGCAGUUUCAAAAUGUUUGUUACCUGUGGCAGGUCUCCAACAACCAACUAUAUGCUGGCAAUGAUAAACGCUUCUGUAUGUUCGGCAGUACUUCUAACAGCACAAUGAGGGGAAAAAAGAAGGGUUUACUACUGUCUAAGCAGGAACUAGAGCUAAAACCUUUGCUGUCUCCAGUCAAAAUCCCCAGCAAUGGUCUGGACUCUUGUUAGUCUUUUUGAUGGCUCAAGAUGAAAUGGAUCUGUAUUUCCUGCUGAAAGCAAAUGGAUAAACUAUCAGUUGCAGACUUGAAGGUAAAACUGUUCGUACAUCCAUAUUUCCUUCAUGUGAACAACUGUACCUGAUACUGACACUCAGAGAUUAAAACAAUAAUAAUAAUAAUAAUAAUACAUAAAUACAUAAAUAAAAAUGAAGUCUGACAGCAUGUUAAUGGGUUAUACAACCCAUUUAAUGUUAUUUCAUACAGUAUCACUGCUUUGUUUUUUACUCUUUGGUCAGUGCUGUUGUUCAGCAAGGGGUAAUUAUGGAUGUAAACAUUUGUAAGACAAUAAGAAACUGAAAGCUAAAGGGGGGUGAGGACUGCCACUCACAGUCUUUGUGUGUCCCUGUUCUUUUCUUCUGUUUAGAGUUUUCUGAUAUUUUACUGCUUGACUGUGUUUUGUUAGAUAGUUCACCUUUUUUGGGUUGAAUUUUUGUUUAUGGGAUAAAUAAAGCUUGAAAAUAAUAUUUCCACAA